Microthlaspi erraticum is the source of this 1089-nucleotide messenger RNA. NCBI's taxonomy places the organism in Eukaryota, Viridiplantae, Streptophyta, Magnoliopsida, Brassicales, Brassicaceae. The record is from the annotation of a GenBank genome assembly.
AUGUCGUCCCCUGAGAAGAAGAGUAAGAAGACGACGACGAAACCGUUAAUUAAGCCAUCGCCGUUGCUCCCACCGACGCCGCAACCGACCCCAAAUCCGUAUCUUCCCGAUGAUGUGCUACUGAGCUGCUUCGCACGAGUCUCGAGACUUUACUAUCCGACUCUCUCCCUCGUCUCCAAGAGCUUCCGUUAUCUUCUUGCUUCACCGGAGCUUUACCAGACUCGCUCUCAGUUAAACCGCAGGGAGAGCUGUCUCUACGUGUGUUUAUCGCUCCCUCCUGACCCUAACCCUCGCUGGUUCACUCUCUGCCGGAGACCUUAUCAAACCCCAACCAAGAAGAAGAAGCAAAGUAGCAACCUUUUGGUUCCAAUCACAUCUCCUCACUCUACUCCCGUUAGGCCUAGCUUCGUCGUCAUCGGUUCUGAAAUCUACGAAAUCGGCGGACUCGUCAAUGGCGCGGCUUCCUCUACCGUCUCGGUCUUUGAUUGCAGGUCUCACUCUUGGCGCAAAGCUCCAAACAUGCUUGUGGCUGCGGAGAAACCACAAGCCAUGGCCAUCGAUGGAAAUAUAUAUGUUAAUGGAGGCAAAGGAAGAGACUUGGUAGAGGUUUUUGAUCCAAAAACCCAAACUUGGACUUGUGAAUCUAAAGACUUUAGAUCACUGGAUGAGUAUUUCGGAAUAGCAGUGAAUGGUUAUUAUGGAAUGGCAUCGCGGACGUCUUCUUGUUGCGUGAUAGAUAGCGUGUUGUAUUCCUAUCACCGGGGAGAGAUCAAAUGGUAUGACAAAAAGGUAACUGACUGGAGAACCUUGAAGGGUUUAGGGAUUAGGCUGCCUAAGUUUUUCUUUGGUCCGAAUACUUCUAGUCUGGUUCACUUGGCAGAUUAUGGUGGAAAGAUGGCGGUUUUAUGGGACAGACAUGAUUAUUCUAGCGACUGUAAAGGAAGAAAAGUUUGGUGUGCGGUGAUCACGCUCGAAAGGCUUACUAGCGAAAUGAUUUGGGGCACGGUCGAGUGGUCUGAUGACUCUGAAGCUGUGCUUGAAGUCGCUGGGCCUGUUGCAUUCGUGGGUGUUCUUGCUGCUACUCUUUGA